AGCAAUUUCAUCAUUCUCAUAAAUAAACAUUUUCUUUUUCUUGCUAGAUCUCUCACUCCCAAGAAUUCCAACUCUUUCAUCAGCUAGUAUGCGAUCAAAUUCAGACAUGCCUGAAUCUCGAUUCCUCGGAAGCAUAUCGGCUUCAUCCUUAAGAAACUUUCUCCCUAAAUCAUCCUCAGGCAAGCACAAAUGGAGCUCCAACUGGACGAAGCAGAGGCCUGAUGCUGAAAAUCAACCGCCAGUCAAUUCUAACAUUCAGAUCGAUAUCAACUCAACCUUAGGGUUACCAAAUAGAAAUGUUGGUGCAAAAUCGGUAAUCAUGCAGCAGGAAGAAGUCGCCGGACUUGAUACUAAGCAAGAGGAGAUGCUGGAACUGGAAGCACAGCCAGAUCCGUCGGUUAAGGUUGUGGUGAGGAUUAGACCUGCUAGUACUCAUGUAAGAGGAGAUCUAACUGUUGGGAGGGUUUCUGGUGAUACAGUAGCUAUUGGCGACAGGAAACUUACAUUUGAUGCUGUCCUCGAUUCCAAUUCACAUCAGGAGGAGAUGUUUAACUUAGUUGGCGUUCCUUUGGUUAAUGAUGCUUUAGCUGGGUACAACACAUCUGUUUUGGCAUAUGGACAGACUGGAAGUGGUAAGACCUACACAAUGUGGGGUCCUCCCAGUGCAAUGGUGGACAGUUGCUCCACUAACAGUCACCAAGGGAUUGUUCCGAGGAUCUUCCAGAAGCUUUUCUCUGAAAUUCAGAGGGAUCAAGACAACUCGAGUGGAAAGCAAAUAAAUUACCAGUUGCGCUGCUCAUUCCUUGAGAUAUAUAAUGAUCAGAUUGGGGAUUUACUAGAUCCAACACAGAGAAACCUAGAGAUAAAAGAUGAUGCAAAACAUGGAUUCUAUGUUGAAAACUUGACUGAGGAAUAUGUUACCAGUUAUGAUGACAUAACUCAAAUUUUGAUCAAGGGGUUAUCAAGCAGGAAGGUGGGAGCAACAAGCUUAAAUUCUAAGAGCUCACGUUCACAUAUAGUGUUUACUUGCGUCAUUGAAUCCUGGUGCAAGGGAAUGUCAGCGAAUUGUUUUGGCAGUUCAAAAUCAAGCAGGAUUAGCCUUGUUGAUCUCGCGGGAAUAGAGAGGAAUAAACUUGAUGACACUAGGCAUUCAGCUAAAGAGGAAAAGAAUGUGAAGAAGUCUCUAUCCCAGUUGGGAUAUUUGGUCAAUCUACUUGCUGAAGGAGCUAAAUCAGGAAAACCUGAAGACGAUUCAUAUAGAAGUACCAGUUUAACGCAUUUGUUGAAAGAAUCACUUGGUGGCAAUGUGAAGCUCUCAGUUAUAUGCACCAUAUCUAAGGAUUCCAAGAGUAGUGGUGAAACACUAAGUACACUGAGAUUUGGACAAAGAGCAAAAUGCAUACUUAAUGAUCCAGUAGUUAACGAAAUUUCAGAGGAUGAUGUUAAUGAUCUUAGUGACCAAAUUCGACAAUUGAAGGAAGAACUUAUAAGAGCAAAAACAGAUACACGAGAUUCAAUUGCAAGCAGCAUUGGAUCACAUACAGGUCAUGCUCGUGAAAGCCUAAACCAACUGAGGUUAAGCAUAAAUAGAUCCUUGCUUCUUCCUUCCAUAGAUGAUAUUGAUGAAACUGAGGAUAUGAAGGUCACUGAGGAUGAUUUAAGAGAAAUACAUAUGCAGUUAGAUAAUUUGCACAGUUCUGACGGCACAGGAUUUUGUUCUUUAGAAGAAAAUUCUGAUACAGAAUUGACAAGCGAACAUUAUGGGAGUUGUCUAGAAGAGAGUGAAACUGAAGAGAUCAGUAUUGAAGAAUCCAAGACAAAAAUGCAGGCCUCCGGUUCAUUUGAUAGCAUUGCGACCAUUAAUACAAUCAGAAGUAGCAUUUCAGUUUCUUCUUCAUUCCCUUAUUCUCCUUUUCUAGAACUAGAAGAACCAACUCUGUCUGAGUCACCAAAAAUUGUAAGCAAUCCUAGGAAAAGCGUAACCUUUGCAUCUAGCCAUCUAGUAGCAGGUGAGGAUGCCAAUCAGUCAGAUAAUGCAAUGGUGGAUUCAAAUGUUUUGCGACGGUCACUUGGACAAAAUGGCAAAUUACAGUCUUCUUUGAGGUCAAGCAAGAUUUUCCCAGGCCCCACUGAAAUGCUGGCUGCUAGCCUUCACCGAGGCUUACAGAUCAUUGACUAUCAUCAGCAACAACAAAAUUCAGCACCUAGAUCUUCACUUUCUUCUUUCUCUUUUGAACACUUGGCACUCAAAGCAUCUCCAAGCAUUGACAAAAGAGGAGGAGAAGAGGAUAAAUUGCCUACUUUUAUAUGCUCAUCAUGCCAAAAGGUUGGCCCAACUGGGUUCAACGAAGUUGAUGAAGCUGAGGAUUCAACAGAUGGAAGGAAGCAUCUUGAAAAACUUUCCAUGGAACAGGCAGCAAAAAUCGAGCAGUUAAAUCUUCUGGUUGAGCAAUACAAGCAUGAACUUGAGCAAUACAAGUCUACUUUGGGAAGCACUUGUACCAAUGAAAGCAUGCUUCUGAAGUGGAAGGAAGGUGAAAAUGGUGAGCAAGUGAUAACAAGAGAAGCAGCAGCAGCAGCAUCAACAUUUGAUGUGAAUGAGAAGGAAGAACUCCUCAAUGAAAUUCAAACCUUAAGACGCACACUUCAAUCACAAACAGAAGGAGGGUCUGGUAGGAUUCGGUCUUCAUUAUUAUCACAAUCAAUCCAGAUGAGAAAAAGCGGAACAUACCCACAAAUUAACACAACAGAGGAUCUCGAGAAAGAAAGAGAGAGAUGGAUGGAGAUGGAAAGCGACUGGAUUUCCUUAACAGACGAGUUGAGAAUCGAUCUCGACAACAUCCGACAGCGUGCAGAGAAGGCAGAAAUGGAAUUGAAACUGGAGAAGAAUUGCACUGAAGAACUAGACGAUGCACUUGGUCGGUCUGUACUCUGCCAUGCAAGAAUGGUGGAACAUUAUGCAGAUCUUCAGGAGAAACAUAACGAGUUAUUUGAUAAACAUCGUCUGAUAAUGCGAGGAAUAGCAGAUGUUAAGAAGGCUGCUGCUAAAGCUGGAGCAAAGGGACAUGGCUCGCGUUUCUCUAAAUGUUUGGCGGGUGAGCUUUCUGUAUUAAGAGUUGAAAGGGAGAAGGAAAGGGAAUUGUUAAGAAAGGAGAAUAAAAGCUUGAAGGUUCAACUUAGAGAUACUGCUGAAGCAGUUCAAGCUGCCGGAGAACUCCUAGUCCGGUUGAAAGAAGCCGAAGCAACAUCUUCCAUGGCCGAGGAAAAUGUUGUGAAGUUGGAAGAAGAGAAGGAGAAGAUGAAAAGGCAAUUGGAGAAGAUGAAAAAGAAGCACAAAAUGGAGAUUGCAACUAUGAAGCAUUAUCUUAAUGAGAGCCGUUUGCCAGAAUCUGCAUUGAAACCACUUUAUAAUCAAGAAACAAAUAGCAGCUCUUCACAAUAUGAUGAUGAUCAAGAAUGGAGAGCAGAAUUUGGUGCCAUUUAUCAAGACCACCAUUAUUGAGUAUUUUAGUUGAAUUUAGAAACAGAACUUUGACAUUUGUUUGCACGCAGCAUUUCAAAUGGACCCUUCUUGGGUCUUUUUUUUACAUUUUUUCUUUGUUAAGAGAACACAAUGCAUGCUGCUUUAUGCUCAAUUUGA
Messenger RNA from Impatiens glandulifera, 3640 nucleotides. RefSeq names its product kinesin-like protein KIN-12F. The record is from RefSeq and is a predicted model, not a curated record. NCBI's taxonomy places the organism in Eukaryota, Viridiplantae, Streptophyta, Magnoliopsida, Ericales, Balsaminaceae. The coding region runs from base 89 to 3502 and encodes 1137 amino acids. Gene Ontology annotation, biological process: microtubule-based movement. Gene Ontology annotation, molecular function: microtubule binding; microtubule motor activity; ATP binding. The transcript has 16 exons.